Gracilinanus agilis (Agile Gracile Mouse Opossum) is the source of this 1435-nucleotide messenger RNA. It is a transcript of the gene P2RY12, whose product is annotated as purinergic receptor P2Y12. The transcript is spliced from 3 exons. Lineage: Eukaryota; Metazoa; Chordata; Mammalia; Didelphimorphia; Didelphidae. The record is from RefSeq and is a predicted model, not a curated record. The coding region runs from base 255 to 1283 and encodes 342 amino acids. Gene Ontology annotation, cellular component: membrane. Gene Ontology annotation, molecular function: G protein-coupled purinergic nucleotide receptor activity. Gene Ontology annotation, biological process: blood coagulation; G protein-coupled receptor signaling pathway.
CACAGGCGCCAAUCCACCGAAAAGUUCUCUCCUAGACAAGAGCAGACCACAAGUCACUCUCGGUCAUUUUGUUGAACACCAGCAACGGCACUGAUGAAACCAUCUAUCCUGACGGAGUUUUGUCAUCUUUAAAAAAAAAAAGGAAGAAAUAAAGAGCAAAACACCAGAUGCUGCUCUCCAAGCAGGAUUGGCGUGAAGUUACUGAAUAAAUUCAAACUCUUCAGAGUCCUCUUCCAGAAGGUAAGAAGAGGGAAAUGAGUGACUUUGACAACUUCACCAAUGGGACUGGAAAUCAGAGCCUCUGUACCCGAGAUUAUAAAAUCACCCAAGUUCUCUUUCCUCUACUCUACACAGUUCUGUUUGUUGUCGGGAUAACCAUGAACAGCCUGGCAAUGGGCAUUUUCUUCCAAAUCCCCAGCAAAUCUAACUUCAUCAUCUUCCUUAAGAACACUGUCAUUUCCGAUCUUCUCAUGAUCCUGACUUUCCCUUUCAAAAUCCUCAGCGACGCGAAGCUGGGAGCUGGGCCACUGAGGGCAUUCGUAUGCCAGGUCACCUCUGUCAUAUUCUACUUCACAAUGUACAUCAGCAUUUCCUUCCUUGGGUUGAUCACCAUCGACCGUUACCAAAAAACCACCAGACCAUUCAAAACGUCCAACCUCAAUAACCUGUUGGGCGCCAAGAUUCUGUCCGCUGUGAUUUGGAUAUUCAUGUUCCUCCUCUCCUUGCCAAACAUGAUCUUGACCAACAAGAAACCAGUGCAUUUGAAUGUGAAGAAAUGUGCUUUCCUAAAAUCAGAUUUUGGCCUGGUCUGGCAUGAAAUUGUCAAUUACAUCUGCCAAGUAAUUUUCUGGAUCAAUUUGCUCAUCAUAAUCGUCUGCUACACACUGAUCACAAAAGAGCUCUAUCGAUCCUAUGUAAGAACGAGGGGGGCGGGGAAAGCACCUAAGAAAACUGUUAACGUCAAAGUGUUUAUUGUCAUCGCUGUGUUUUUCAUUUGUUUUGUGCCUUUUCAUUUUGCCAGAAUUCCCUACACUCUAAGCCAAACUAGAGAUGUUUUUGACUGCACUGCUGAGAAUACCUUAUUUUAUGUGAAAGAGAGUACCCUGUGGUUGACUUCUUUAAAUGCAUGCUUAGAUCCAUUCAUCUAUUUUUACCUCUGCAAAUCUUUUAGGAAUUCCUUGAUGAGCAUGUUAAGACACAGAAAUGCUCCCAUAGCCUCAGCCCAGGAAGUCAGAAACAAAGGGCAGGAGAACAGCAGUCCGUCAGAAGAGAUCCCACUGUAGAGUAAAGAUGCCUUGAGAAAAAACAGUUCCAUAACUCUAACUAUGGAAGAAAAGCACUGUAUAAAUGAAAGCGCCAUUGCUCACUGGGAAAUGGGAGAGUUGAUGGCCAAAUCUACUGAAACAAAGAAUUUUUUAGAAAAGCCGACAGAAUA